Messenger RNA from Penicillium subrubescens, 432 nucleotides. RefSeq lists its product as uncharacterized. Lineage: Eukaryota; Fungi; Ascomycota; Eurotiomycetes; Eurotiales; Aspergillaceae. The coding region runs from base 1 to 432 and encodes 143 amino acids. The record is from RefSeq and is a predicted model, not a curated record. The transcript has a single exon.
AUGACUGUUGACUCGUAUUGCAACGGUAAUGAUCUUCGAUCAUCCUAUGAGCUAGAAGCGUCGGACCAGGAUUCGCAAUAUGCCCCCACUCCAGGAUACUUCGGUUGCACACCUGAGCCACGAUGCGGGCUUAGUCCUUCCCCCGGGUAUUCCACCCAGAACGGUCUCGCAGAGUUAUGCCAAGUCGACGCAGGAAACCCCAAACUACUCCAGCUCUCCGAGUGGGACGAGGAAAUACAAAAUGAUGAGCUUCCGGCAAGCUGUAUCCAGUAUAUGAUAGAGUGGAAGGUUAUGCUGAAUAGGAAGGUCAUCUCACGAGACAUAGAAGAGGACGUAGCUCUAACUCCGAGUGCCUACUGGCCGGUGAACUUGAGGCCCAAGUUGGAGAAGUUGCUUGAAGGGAAAACAUCCCGUGCUGGGAGGGUCGGAUGA